This is a messenger RNA of Micromonas commoda, 3228 nucleotides long. RefSeq lists its product with no specific name. The transcript has a single exon. The coding region runs from base 1 to 3228 and encodes 1075 amino acids. Gene Ontology annotation, molecular function: protein binding. Lineage: Eukaryota; Viridiplantae; Chlorophyta; Mamiellophyceae; Mamiellales; Mamiellaceae. The record is from RefSeq and is a predicted model, not a curated record.
AUGUGGCGACGCCUGCGCCGGAUACCCGUCGGGUGGAUCGACGCCGCGACGACGGAGGCGCGAUCGGCCCGAGCGCGGUGGGGCGGCGCGUGGAGACGCGUACCCGCGGGCGGUCCAUCGUGGUCCAUCGCGUCCAUCGCGUCCGUCGCCCCGUCGACGAGCGUUGCGACGAAUCGGCGAGCGCCCGCGCCGCCGCCGCCGACGACGACGACGGCGACGGCCGGGUCUGCCGGGUCUCGCGUCGCGUGCAUCCGCCGACCGCCGCCGCCGCCGGUGGAUCCCUCCCGCGGCGCUCCCGCGGCGCGCCUCGACGCUCGCCGGGGAUUCGCGGCGUCACCGACGUCGUCGAGCGACGGCACGCACAACCCGGUCUCCUCCAUCCUUCCGCGCAAGCACUUCACCGACGCGAUGCGCGCCGCUCGCGACGCCGGGGACGUCCCGGCCGUCAUGAAACACUUCGCCGAGCUCUGCGAGCGGUACCCCGACUCGCAGGGUCCGGGCGCGUUCGAGAUCCUCCUCUCCGUCGCCGCCGCGGAGGGCAACCCGGAGGCGGCCGUCGACACCCUGGAAGCGAUGCUAUCGCUGGGGUACCCGCCGACGCACCACACGCACCGCAAGAUCAUCGUCGCGCACAACCGCGGCGGCCAGCUGGACCGCGCGUGGGAGUGGCUCCAGAUGCUGGCGGAGAGCGAGGGGAACGAGUACCUGGCGCACGCGGAGGGUAACGCGGGCGCGAGACUCUUCGACGCGAUCCUCGUCGGCGCCGGCAAAGUCGCCGACGCGAACGUGUUUAACGAGUGCUGGCGCGUCAUGCGUUCGAUGGGGGUGGACCCGACCGAGGGCACGCUCGAGGCGCACAUGCUGAUGGAGAGCAAGGUGGGGUGGUCGGAAGGGGUCGAAACGGCGUGGGAGCGACGCGACGCCGGGUUUGAGUACCUCCACCCGAUUUCGAAGCGAUCCCCGAGGCUCUUCUGUCGAAGGGUCGAGGCGCACGCGAGGAUAGCGACGUAUUUGCUCAAGCCGAGGGACGUCCGUCGCGGCGGGAGGGCGGUGGGGGUCGGGGGGGACGGUGGAGGGCGGGCUGGGGGGAGGAACUCGAGGGAGACGCGGCGCGCGGCGUGGAUAUCCAGAGCCGCGGCGGCCAUCGCUCUCGACGAGCUCUACGCUCGGACGACGCCGGAGCCGGCGACGGACACGGCCGUGAACGGUGACGCGAGCGGCACGCACGCUGUGACGCACCCGAGGGACGUCAGGGACGCGACGACGACGCUGUGCAACGCGUACGCGGCGUGCGGCGACUCGGACGCGAUUCGCGACCUGAUGGAGCGAGCACAGCUGGCGGGGGUGGCUCCCGAUUCGCACAUGUUCAACGCGUUGCUUCGGUCGGAGGCGGCGGAUCGGAGCCUGGCGUGGGACCCGGCGGAGGAUGCGGGGGGGAACGCUGGCGGCGGUUUUAGCGUCGGCGGUUCGAUUCCUGCCGGGCACGUGGCCGGGAACGGCGCCGGGAUCGGGUACACGCACGCGGAGGAGCUUCAGGACGCCGUCAUCCGCGUCGAGGAGAUGAUGCGCGACAUGCUCGAGUCCGGGGUCCGGCCCGACCUUCACUCGUUCAUGGCGCUGCUCGCCGCGUACGCCAAGGUGGGCGACGUCGCCGCGGCGGGCGACGCCCUCGCGGGGAUGAAGGUCCGGGGCAUCGAGCUGGACACGUGGGCGUUUAACGCCCUCUUGCAGGCGUGCGCGGCGGCGAGCGAUCUCGACGCGGCGUCAAAGGUUCGCGCGUCGAUGAAAAAAUCGAGCGUCGCCGCCGACGACAUCACCUUCCUCCACCUGUUCACCGCGUGCGCCAGGCGCACGCGGCAGGUGGCGGUCGCCCUGCGGGACGAGGAGGACUGGGACGAGGAGUGGGAGUGGGGCGGCGACGGCGAGGGGGGCGCGUGGGUGGACGAGGACGAGGACGGCGCCAGGCGGCACCACCUCGGCGCGAGAGCCGCCGAGUCGCACGCCAAGCUCGCGGGAGCGCUCCUCGUCGAUCCCGGGGUCGGGGGAUCGAUUCCGGGCGGUGACCUUCGCGGAACCUUGGGGAGGGCGAUCGGGGUGCGCGAGGCGGCGGCGGCGGCGGCGGCGGCGGCGCGCGAGGGUCUGUCGUCCGUCCGCGGCGUCUUCGAGGACCUGCGAAGCGACGGCGAACCCAUUCGGCUCACGCCGGCGUCGGUUGACGCUCAUCGGUUCCCCCCGUCCUCCUCCUCUCUCUCCCGCCGCCAGCACGUUCACGCCGCUUCCCCCGAGCUCGCCCGCGCCAGAGCCGCGCUCCGCGAAUUUCGCGCCGACAUGGACGCCAGCGGCGUGGCGUUUACCCCGCAGUGCGCCACCGCGCUGGUGCAGACGAUGGGGCGGCUGCGGGAGUUUGACGAGAUGAUGGCGUUUGUUCGAUCGCCGCCGGCGGGUGUGCCGCCGGACGUGUACAUGUACACCCAGGCGCUCCACGCGCUCGCGCAGGACCCGUUCCACUGGCGCCGCGACGGAUCGACCGGGGACGAGGGGAACGACGGGCCGCACGACGUUCGCGACGCGUCAGACGGACGCGUCGAGACUGGGCCCAAGGCGGCGUUACAACUGGCGGACGAGAUGACGUCGCUCGGCAUGGCGCACACGCGCGUGACGCUCAACUGCGUCCUACUCGCGUGCGCGCACCUGCGCGACUACGACGAGGCGAUCAGGCGGUUCGAGACGCACGUGAACGGCGGUGGGGAGGUUGGCGUGGACACGUACAACGCGCUGCUUCGGUGCGCGUGGGCGGCGGGGGUCUUUUCACAAAACGCGUCUUCAAUCGCGCAGGCUUUGGAAAACGAGGGACUGAAGCCCAACGCGCACACGGAGCUGACGCUGCGACGGUGCGGCGGGUUCGGCCAAGGGAUGGGCGGGGACAGGGACGCGUCGGAUGCGCUCCUCAGGCGGUUCGGGUUCGCCGUCGAAGCGCCCGCGCCGCCGCCGCGGGAGCCGAUGCCCUGGGAGAAGGACGACGAGGACGAGAAAAUGCCGACGAGCUCGUCGGCGUACAAGGGACCGCCGCCGCGGAAGCCGCUGGUCGCGGAGAUCGGCGUCGACGUGGAAGACGACGACGACGUCGACAAACUGGCGGAAGGGGACAUGGAGGAACCCCUGGUCUACUCGCGCAAGGACGGGAAGCUGACGCGCGCCGGCCGAAGGUGGGAAAAGGGGCGGAAGUGA